This is a messenger RNA of Acanthamoeba castellanii str. Neff, 507 nucleotides long. RefSeq names its product cyst specific protein CSP 21, putative. Bases 1 to 507 code for a protein of 168 amino acids. The record is from RefSeq and is a predicted model, not a curated record. The transcript is spliced from 4 exons. NCBI's taxonomy places the organism in Eukaryota, Discosea, Longamoebia, Acanthamoebidae.
AUGAGCAGGUACGAGGAGAAGGAGUACGGCUGGAGGAACCGAGAGACCGACAGGGCCGAGGGGAGGACCAGGGGCAGGCUGGGCAAGUACGAGCGCGAGGAGUAUGAAGGCGGCGGUGGCGGCGGCGAGGAGAACGUGCACGUGGUGUGCGUGGACGACCUGAAGGAGUCGAGGCGCGCCCUGCGCUUCGCCCUCAGGAACGUGCCGCGCAACCACCGCCUGCUGCUGCGGACCUGCGAGUUCAAGAGCUUCGACUACCGCUCGAACCGCGACUUUGGCGACAAGGUGUGCUCGCUGGCCAAGAGGCAGGGCGCCAAGAGCGUCAUCAUUGGCAAGAGGGACGACGUGUCGGACACCAGGCGUGCGAUCGUCGGCUCGUCAUCGCAGAGCGUGCUCUCGUCGUGCGGCCUGCCGGUGACCGUGGUGCAGUCCGAGGCCCACUCCUCCUGGCUGGCGAGGCGCAUGGACCUGCGCGAGGCCGCCACCGUCCUGUCCAUGCCUCCGUAG